CACACGCACACACGUACAUUCGCACACCGACGGUAUCAUCAAUCGUGUCUGUAUUUCUCCGUAAAAAAAAAACAAAAUAAUAUAGGUAUUGAAAAAAAUAUCGUAGAGUCGUCGCGAACGGCCGACGGUUGCGUUGUUCUCCGCUAUCUAGGUACGGCGGACGUGCAUUUGACUUGUGCGAACGAGUGAACCGACCGGACGGCCGUGGAGUUUUAAUGGCAGUUAGGUAACCGAAAGAGAUUAGACGAUUUUUUUUCCGUUCAGGGUUUAUUUUUUUGUUGCGCUAACCGCGGCCAACCCUUGCAACACGAGUAUUUAGAACGACUGCUGCUGUGUGCACGUGAUGAAUAUAAUUGACGUGAACAGUACCGAACAGACGACUCCUCAGCUGCCACCCCUGUUACCGUUGGCUGCAAGACCGAGACGUCAUAGCCGUCGGCCUACUGGCCGACACUUAGGAAUAUAACCACCAACUAGGUGCCAUGCAUCGUACCAAUGUCAUCGGUGGUGGUGGUGCAAACGGUCGUCGUUCUACUGUGGUCGUUGAAGAGUCUGAUGUGACAGCGUCUUCAACAUUUGUGGGAGUAGAUGGAUGUGAUGAUGACUUUGCUAUAGAUGACGAAGCAACAACUACAACCCUGAUUUAUGUUAAAAAAGAAACUAUGGAUGAUGAUGAUGAAAGCAAACAUCAAUUGAUCCACUUGCAGCAUAAACAGCAACAUGACACAAAUGAAAUAGAAGACAUAUAUCGUCGUCACCGUCGGCCUAGAUUGACAGCUGCAGCCGCUAAACAUCAACAACUCCAGAUUCAACAUAAUCAGCAGUUUGACAACAUCACAUCAUCGUCAGCAUCAACUACUACCACCAAUCGCCAAGAACGGCUUAUGCUAGUAUCUGUUGAUUCUGGUAGUGUUGGAAGUGGCCGACAUCGACAACCAUCAUCAUCGGUUCCUCAAUUUUGUUGUUCAAGCACCACUGCAGCAGCAGGAAUACAACAGCAACAACAUCAGCAUCAUCAUAACCAACAACAACAGCAACAACAAAUUCCGCCUUCUAAUACCGUUGUAAUGAUCAAAGAAGAAGAUGUAUCCAUGUCAACCGCGGUUGGUGGUGAUAAUUUGCAUCACCAUCACCAUCAUCAUCAACAUCAGCACCAUCAUCAGCAACAACAGCAUAAUAUGAAUACGGCAGCGGCGGUAACAAUCGUCACUAACAAUAAUAACAACACCACUAAUGCCACUUCUUCGUCACCACCUCCACCACGACGCCUGUGUCUGGUAUGCGGCGACGUUGCUUCAGGUUUCCAUUAUGGCGUAGCAUCCUGUGAAGCUUGCAAGGCGUUCUUCAAGCGCACCAUACAGGGUAACAUCGAGUAUACAUGUCCUGCCAGUGGAGAUUGUGAAAUCAAUAAACGACGGCGGAAAGCAUGUCAGGCAUGUCGGAUGCAGAAAUGUCUGAGGACCGGCAUGCUCAAAGAAGGCGUACGUCUGGAUCGGGUGCGCGGUGGUCGUCAAAAGUAUCGAAGACAGCCGUCUACUCCUAUACCUACUGCGGCGAUCUCUGUCGUCCAAUCGACACCACAAACUGUGCAUCAGCAACAGCAAUCUACUGCAGCGACAACUGUCAAUAAUUCUAUUCACCACCACCACCAUCAUCAUACGCACAACAAUGCUGCAUCGUCUAUACAUCAUCACCACCAUCAACAGCAGUCUUUUAACAAUGGUUUUGGAAACAAUAAAAUUAUUACUCAUCACCAUUCAUAUCACCAUCAACAAUUGAACUCAGUGCCUCGUCAAAUGUGUUCAAACGGUAGUAAUGGUACAACUGCUGCAAUGUCAGUACACAGCAAUCAUCACCACAGAUUACUUAACAGCAAUGGAAGAGGAACUAGUGGGUGGAACAACAAUAAUGACGAUGGUGUGUGUAUCAAACAAGAGUAUGAACAGCAGUGUUGUUGUAAUGAUUCUGUAACUGCAGUUGAUGCAAUCAAGGAGUGUGAAAAAAUGUUGGAAGCCCUUAGACAAUGUGAACCUGAGAUGCCAACGCUAUUAGGUAACGGGGACGGAUUAACUAAUGCCGCUCUCACAAUGGAGUUUUUCACACAGUCCUCAACACUUGGUGUGCAACAAGGAACAGUAACCGGGGUGACAAGGGGUGGUGGUGUAGUUGAAGACAGUAUAUCUUCAACAUCUCCAUCUUCUACAUCAUCAUCAUCAUCAUCAGCAGCAUCAGCAACAUCAUCACCAUCAGUGGCAGCCACUAUGGUGGUGCAUACGCUCGCUGAACUAUAUGAUAGAGAGCUGGUAAGCACCAUAGGUUGGGCCAAGCAGAUACCUGGGUUCACAGACCUAUCACUUAAUGACCAAAUGCGCCUAUUGCAAUCAACUUGGGCAGAACUAUUGACAUUAACCACGGCAUUCCGUUCCUUAGAACAGUUUAAUGCUCAAACUGGUGAUGGUAGUAGUGACAUUAAUAAGAUUGGCGUUGUUGGUGAAGAAGGUAGUGGCAAUAGUCUUAAGUUGCGGUAUGCUACAGACUAUUGGUUAGAUGAGAAGUUAGCUAAAGAGUGUUGUUCUACAACUAACGGCGCCUCUUCAUCAUCAAAUGGUACAGCUAGUGGUACAGGAGUGAUAACAACUCCAACUGUGCUAGACAUUUACAAUUUGUCGGCUCAUAUAGUUCGACAAUUUAGGGCAAUAAAUGGUGGAGAAGGCUUGACUUCAGAUCAGUACUACCUGCUUAAGGCGUUAGUCUUGGCUAAUUCUGAUGAUCUAACAUUAGCAUCAUCAUCAUCAGCUGCAGCAACAACAGCAGCAGCCACUGAAAAGAACCACAGUACCAAUAAAACGGCAUCUAAAGGCAACGAUGUAGUGGUUCAGCAGCAGCAAUCAGCUGUCAAGCAAUUUCGUGCUACCAUUGCCCGUGCUCUUCAAACCCAUUUAGAGAUGACUGUGGCGGUGACGGCGGUAUCAAAUUGUUGUUGUUGUGACGGUAGUACCAAUUGUUGCUCUACACCAACUAUGACCAUGGAUUGUUGUGGAAAUAGUGGAGCCACCACUACAGAUGACAGUGGGAUGACUACCAAUUGCUGUAGCUGUUGCUGUAAAAAUAACAGCAAUAACAAUUCUGCAUCUAAUCAGGUUGACAAUGGUGGCGAGAUUGUUGUUGUCGUUGACAACAAUCAACAACAACAUCAUUGCCAACCACAACAACACAUGGAUACCUCAGGCAUAUCCACUACAGAUGCUUCUUCGGCUACAGUUGUUGUUGUCGGUACCACUAACAACAUUGUGAUGGAAGAUGAUGAUUGCUGUGGAGGCACUCCAUUAGUUGACAACCAACAACACCAUCAUCACCAUUCUCAUCAUACAGAAUCCACAGACUCUGCUUCGUCUAAGCUUAUUCAAUUGCUUAUGUGUUUGCCUGCACUUCGGCAGGCUGAUCAACUAAUCCGGCAGUAUUGGACCCGGGUUCACCGGGAAAAUCAACAACAAUUAGCUACUACCACUCAACCAUUACAACCACAAAACACAGCUGCUACAGGUUCUGGAGUAGGUUUUGCCAGGCAAUCUGCAGCUGCUGAUCGAUCAUCAUCUAUAGGUAAUGGCAGUGGUAGUAAUGGUACAACUGUUGUCAAAAUGAACAAAUUGUUUGUCGAGAUGUUGGAGGCCUGUUUGCGGUAAUUACAUUAUUCAGUGAUCGUCAUAUUGCUCCUCUGUAUUCUGGGUGGUAUUGCAGCAUUAAUAGCAGUGGUAGACAUCACAGACUUUUAAACUACAUAAGAUAAUUUAAAAACUCGUGUAAUCAAAUGAGGCAUCAUAACACAUUUAUUUGGUUGGAAAAUUAACAUAGAUAUAAAUAGUCAUUAAUACUGUAUAAUAUAUAGUAUAUUUCUAUGAAAUUUUAACAACCAAAAACAUGUUAGAUGAACAUCAAAUUUUUAUAUGCAAAACAUUCCGGGUUAUUUAUCUAGUUUAGUAUGAAAGUCUGUGGGUAGUGUUUAAUAGUUUUACAAUAGUGGUAGUAUUUUGUUUUGUUUUAUAUUUUUAUCAAUAGUUAUAGCCAUGGCAACAGUGAACGUUGAUAUAAGCGUUUAUAUAUUUCCAAUAAAUAAUAAAUUCGCUACUGCCAUAUAUCUUUAAUUUAUGUUAGAAUUUUUGUGUCACUUGUGUUUCUUUUUUUUCAUAAUUAUUUACCACAAUACCCUCCUCUCAUAAACAUACCCAAAUUAUUAUUGUAUGUAUAAAUUGUAUACGAACAUUGUGGAUGUACGUUUAUGUAUUAAA
This is a messenger RNA of Melanaphis sacchari, 4286 nucleotides long. RefSeq lists its product as uncharacterized. NCBI's taxonomy places the organism in Eukaryota, Metazoa, Arthropoda, Insecta, Hemiptera, Aphididae. Gene Ontology annotation, molecular function: sequence-specific DNA binding; zinc ion binding; DNA-binding transcription factor activity. Bases 483 to 3683 code for a protein of 1066 amino acids. Gene Ontology annotation, biological process: regulation of DNA-templated transcription. The record is from RefSeq and is a predicted model, not a curated record. The transcript is spliced from 8 exons.